AUGGACCCAAUGGACGUGGAUGUAAAAGUAUUGGAUAAGUUCGAGUUCGCUCUGAAAUAUGGUAAAGAUUUUCCCAAUGCAACCUUGAAACAAGCAACUGAUGCGUACGAAAAAUAUAUCCAAGAACAUGCUGGUGUAUCAAAAAAUGAACCGCAAACAAGCGCUUAUGAAUUAGAAGCGUUAGAGUUAGGCUUUUAUGCACAACCGAAGGAUCCUAAUAACUCGUUCCGCCGAUUAGCAGAAUUUACAGAAAUGAUGUGUAGAAAAUGGCAACCUGCCGACUUUAUGUGUCCAAUCAGUGCCAUCGUUCAGUCAAGUGGUGUCGGAAAAUCGCGAAGUAUUAAAGAACUUGCCAACAGCAAGUUUGUUAUUCACCUUUGCUUGCGUGGAAAGAGUGAUGGUUUUCCCUUACGUUCUUUCGAAGUUGCUGACCUGAUAUUGAAGGAACCAGUGACAAGAUAUCCUCGCUAUGAAGCCCUCUCACGUUUUGUUGCUUAUAUAUGUGCUUGUUACGAAGAAUUGAUGGAAUUUCUCGAUGAAGUGAAAAGUGAAGAAAUGAAAAGCAAACAUAACUCAACAUCAAUAUUCCACAAAUGGUAUCAUCAACAGAUUACCAUAAAUGUAAUAGGCAAUAGACGGCUUGGUGGUGAAACCUUUUGGGGGCGUAUUCUCAAUAGGAUGUUAACCAUACAGAAUGAAUUUUUGGAAUUGAUAGGAAGUAUUUCCGAUUCAGAAUUUGCUAAGAGACUCAAGAUAAAGAUUCUUGGUGCUAUCGAAGAAUUGGAAAACCAGUUCAAGAUGUUUUAUUGCUUACGAGAAGGUGACGUCUCCGUCAUAUUUGCAAUUGAUGAGGCACGACCGUUAACGGUUCCAAAUGAAAGGCUUGGUAACAAUUCUCUGUAUCAUUAUUUCCGUGCUGCAUCUGCCACAAUACCUGGAUACGAUCCAAAUAUGAAAGUUAAUACAUUUGUUCUUUUGCUGGACACUGUCUCAAAAAUUGCCAAUUUUCUGCCACCUUUAGGAUCUGAUCCAUCCUUUCGCUAUGUUACUAAAUCUACUAAUUUGUACCCUCCCUAUUGGACUAUUGAUCUAUGGGAUGUUCUUUCAACACCUCCUGAUCCUCAUAUGAUAUUUGAUGUUCACCAGAGAAAGAUCAGUAUGAGUUCGUUUUUACACACAUUCUUUCGCCAAGGACGCGUUCUUUGGGGACGCACUUUAGAACUUUUGGAUAAGGAAAAACAAAGUACAGCUGUGUUUAGAGCAAUAGUAUGCGCAAAAUGCAAACUCAUGGGUGGCAUCAACUUCGAAGAUUACAUUCAACGUAUUCCAAGAGAAAUAAUUAUUAGACAAAAUAUGGUUGCACUAUGGUGCGUAAGAGCAAGUCUUUUGGUUAAGCCACAAAGUGAACUGGCUAGUGAUUUGAUUGCGAAUCGUUUGGGUGUCUGCCUAGGUGUAUCACAAGAUCGAAAAAGUGUUUUUAUUGGUUAUUCAUCAGAGCCGCUUGUAGCUGAAGCGGCGGCACAAAUCAUUAAUCAUCACCAGAUCAAAUUCGAGGAAACAAUCGAACCACUUCUUGGUUUUAUUCAAGAAGGCAUAGUAGAACCAGGACCGAAAGGAGAGCUUACUGUUCGCAUCCUACUCACGUUGGCUUGGGAUUAUGCAAUUCAUCAAGCGCAAAAAGACUUUCAUAAAUUCAUCUACACGUAUCCUUUAACAGUUAAGCAAUACUUGACUGCAUUAAUGUCAGAUGUCAGUUGUCUCGAGGGUCAAAUUAAUUCUGAUAGUAUGGACUAUCUGUUGAGCGGCAUUGUAUUUUUUACGCACUUUAUAGUCGUGGCACAGUCUAUAACAAAAGAAGAUAUACGUUACUUCUUCUGUCGCGGUGCAGCAUUUCAAUGUCAACGUGGACAAAGUGCUAUAGAUCAUGGCAUUCCAGUUCUGCUACCAAAUGGCGAGUUCACCUACAUUUUAAUUCAAACGCGCAACUAUAGUGGAAGCGACCCUAAUAUUAUGUUUGCAAGUCUCGUAAUUACUCCUCAAACUGUAGGGCUAGAUAUGGAUCCAGAUUGGCCAUAUCUCGUUUUGUAUUUUACUUUAGGUUAUAAAAACGGUAUGAUUAAGAAUCUGAAGGUUGUGAAUGGUCGUAAUACCCAAGCAAGAGAUGAAGGUAUUACUGCUAUUGGUGGUAAGGCUGAGAAAACCAAACGACAAGAUAUGCUAUUGAAAUCACCUGUGAAUGAGGAUGAAAAAGUAGCAAAGAGCCGAUUAGACAAGCAAGUAAUCGUAGGCUUGUUUGGUAUCUCACCACAUGUAUAUCCAUUUCUCAAUGCAAGUGAGAAUAGCGGGCACGCAUCAUUCCCGUCUUCCUCUACGAAAGUGGAACUCCUUAAAAAACUGUCCAAAGCAUGGACUGAUCCAAUGUCUUUUGCCAAGGAAGAUGAAAAGGAAGUGAUAAAACGCAUGAUGCCACUUGUGUGGAGAGACAAAUGCAUUAAAAAAGAUAUUUGUGAAGAAGAUUUGUGA
Messenger RNA from Acaulospora morrowiae, 2523 nucleotides. NCBI's taxonomy places the organism in Eukaryota, Fungi, Glomeromycota, Glomeromycetes, Diversisporales, Acaulosporaceae. The record is from the annotation of a GenBank genome assembly.